Messenger RNA from Pseudomyrmex gracilis, 1068 nucleotides. Its product is annotated as lipid storage droplets surface-binding protein 2-like. Lineage: Eukaryota; Metazoa; Arthropoda; Insecta; Hymenoptera; Formicidae. Gene Ontology annotation, biological process: positive regulation of triglyceride storage; lipid storage. Gene Ontology annotation, cellular component: cytosol; lipid droplet. The coding region runs from base 93 to 965 and encodes 290 amino acids. The record is from RefSeq and is a predicted model, not a curated record. The transcript has 4 exons.
CACAGUCGGUGCCUUGUAUAAAGUAGUGAAUUGCAUCUAACUUUAGCUAUCAACAAGUUUUCUUUAACAAGUCAUCUAAACACACGCAGAGAAUGGAAGCAAACAAAUCCGCGCCGAGCUCGGCAAAUUCGCCUCAUCUCGAGGUGAUAGAUCGAGUGAAAAACAUUCCGGUGAUCCAUUCGGCGAUUGAAAAGACGGGCUCCACGUAUUCCUACGUCAAAGAUUCCCACCAUUUGGUAAACUGGGCGUUGAACUAUGCCGAAGCGGGUCUGAACACUGCGACCGCUAAGGCGGCAACGCUCGCAGCUCCUCUGACAAAGAAAUUCGAAGGGCAGAUCAGCGCCGUCGACCAGAAGCUGUGCCAAGGGCUGGAUAUUGUCGAACAAAAAGUCCCGAUUGUGAAGGAACCGCCUCAGCAGAUAUAUGACGCUGUUAAAGCGGUUAUGCAAAGCUCUCUGCAGCCGACCAUAGAAAAACUUAACGCGGCAAAAGAAUCGGCCACGCAACAGGCGUCUACGUUGAAGGAAAUCAGCAUAGCAAAGGCGAACGAGCUUUUAGACGCGAAGAACACGUCUGAGUCUUCGUGCGCGAGAUUCAUACCUUCGGGCGAAAAGACCGUACAGGUUGUCGACAACACCAGCGAGCUUGUCAAUCGUUUGCUAGAUCGAUACUUCCCGCCGGUAGAAGGCAAAGAAGAAAGUACACCUGUUGCAGAACCAGUCUCGGCAGAGGAGAACAAAGUGCUUCACAUACUGCAAACACUUGGUCAGAUGUCGUCGAAGACCACAAAUCGCGUCUACCAUUCGAUUGCUGCUCAGCUAAAGACAGUGCGCAAAGAAGACGUGGCAAAUUAUAUAUCCAAUGUAGUCAAUAUUCUUCACUUUACGCAGUUUUUGCAUCUUGGACAUGGACAGGAGCAUCAGCAAGCGAGCAGUUCUCCGACGGAAGACAAGAAGAAAAAAUAAAAUCAAAGUUCGAGAACACCAUAUAAUCGAUGUACAAAUUUAAUUAAUUUGUCACACACGUACUGUAGAAUUUUUUAAAUAUUUACAAAAACGUAAAAUAGAA